Messenger RNA from Lolium perenne, 1698 nucleotides. Its product is annotated as lipid phosphate phosphatase delta. The record is from RefSeq and is a predicted model, not a curated record. Gene Ontology annotation, molecular function: sphingosine-1-phosphate phosphatase activity. Lineage: Eukaryota; Viridiplantae; Streptophyta; Magnoliopsida; Poales; Poaceae. Gene Ontology annotation, cellular component: endoplasmic reticulum membrane.
AAGAAAACAAGAUCGGCCGCGUGCAAGGUCCACAGCGGGGGGCGGCCGGCAAACCGAAACGAACCAUCCCUCCCGUCCCCGUCUCCGGCCCGGCGGCCCGCCCCGCGCCCUCCACCUCACCUCUACAAGAAGCCGUCCGGCGCCGUCGGACUGCAUCUCUCUCCUCUUCUCUCUCGUGUUUGGGGAUCUCCCGCGGCAUCGGCGGUUGGACGGAUAGAUAAGGGGGGAGACGCGCAUGGACAUGGAGACGGCCGCGGCGGCCGGUGGCGCCGGGCUGACUGCGUGGCAGGCGGCGGCGCUGUCGGGCGUGGCGGGCUGGGUGUGGGCUGCCUCCUACUUCGACCUCACGCGCCGGACGCGCGCGCUGGUGCAGCCCUGGGUCACCCGCCGCGUCCACGCCGAGACGCCCUCCAUCCUCAGGUUCCAGAGGAUGCAGCACAAGUUGCUAGACAAUUUCUUCUCCGUGCUGUCAUGCGUUGUCUCUGUCCCUUUCUACACAGGAUUCCUGCCCCUCCUUUUCUGGAGUGGACAUGGCAAGUUGGCUAGGCAGAUGACCCUCCUCAUGGCUUUCUCUGAUUACCUUGGCAACGUUGUGAAGGAUGUAGUGUCAGCUCCUCGCCCAUGCUCUCCUCCCGUGAGAAGAGUGACAGCCACCCAAGACGAGAAGGAACACGCCAUGGAAUAUGGACUGCCUUCGUCGCACGCUCUCAUGACCGUUUGUUUGAUGGGAUAUAUGCUGCAUUAUGUCCUCACGUAUGGAGCGUGUGACGGUUUUAUGAUUGUCAUUGGUCUCUCGUUAGCUCUAUUGCAAGUCAUUUUAAUCGGCAUUGCGAGGGUGUACUUGGGCAUGCACAGCUUGACAGAUGUUAUCGCUGGGAUCUGUCUUGGCAUUGUGAUCCUUGCAUUCUGGUUGGUUGUCGAUGACCAUGUUGAUGCCUUUGUUGUCUCUGGGCAGAACGUUACAUUCUUCUGGGCAAGCCUUUCGUUAUUGCUCUGCUUUGCAUAUCCGGUGCCAGAAUUCCCAACUCCUAGCUUUGAAUUCCACACCGCAUUCACCGGGGUUGCAUUCGGCAUUGUCUAUGGCGUCCAACAAACCUACCUCCGUUUCCACGGCCCCGAUGCCCCCCUCAUCUUGAGCGAGCAACUUCCCCUACUCGCAUACGUCGGGAGGGUUCUUGUCGGGAUCACAACCAUCCUCAUCGUGAAAUCCUGCAGCAAGGCGCUCUCGAAAUGGCUCCUGCCAGUCAUGUGCAGCACCCUGGGCAUUCCAAUCGUCUCGUCCUGCUAUGUCCCGACGCUGAAGGCACCCAGCAGCAGCUCGGGCAAGUCUGACCCCAAGCAGGCCGGUUACCUCCAGAAGGUCUUCUUGCUCUUCCCGCGGAAGGCGUACGACGUGGACACGGGCAUAAGGUUUGUGCAGUACGCCGGCCUUGCGUGGUCGGUGGUCGACUUGGUGCCAGUGAUAUUCACCUACUUGAAUUUGUAGCCAGAUUAACAUUCGAGGUUAGCAUUUGAUUUAUUUCCUCGGAGGCGUCCAACCGGUGAUUCCUCUUACUUGUAAGGCGUCCUGUGAGGCUGUAAAUCCAUUGACCUCACCCUCAAUUUUGUGUUGUAUGUGUGGCUAGCACGUCCUCCAUCCAGGGUGGUGUUUCUGUACAGAGUUCUCAAAGUAGCAAUGAAGAAAGUAUUGACAGCUAA